AUGGAGAAGAUGGAUGCAACAUCAAAGAAGGAGGUUGAGGCCUUAGGCGACGUUCCUCCUCCUCGUUUUACUCCCAAGAGUUGCUGCAUACCUGCAGCUGCCCAGUUUGUUCUAGUGGCUGUUCUGGGUUCUUUUCAGUUCGGCUAUAGCUUUUCUUCUUUAAAUACAUCUAAGGCGAUCAUUAUUGUUGAUUUUGAUUGGUGUAAGAAAGACCCUAAUCAUAUGGUGGAUUGUAGCGAUGGCGUUUUGUAUGGCUCUCUUAUUACAACUGCAGUAUUUAUAGGUCUGACGUUCGGUUGUUUAUUGGCUGGGCCAGUAACAAACUUCGGUCGUCGGGUAUCCCUACUCCUGACGAACCUGUUGUUUCUCGUUUCAAGUGCAUUGGCAGCAGCAGCAGAUGGCGUUGCUUCACUUUUUCUAGCUCGUCUUUAUCAAGGAAUGGCUGUAGGGCUUGCUACUGUCUGUGUGCCGAUGUAUAUCUCGGAGUUCUCCCCCGAUACAUCUCGUGGUUUCUAUGGAACUCUUCAUCAGCUUUUGAUUACAAUAGGUAUUCUCGUUGCUACUUUAUUGGGCCUUGCAUUCGGCUCUCCUCCAACGGAUACAGACUUUUCUUACGAAGUUACAACCUUCCAACAGUGUUGGUGGCGUUUUAUGCUGGCUUUCCCUGCGGGUGUGUCGAUUAUUGCAAUUCUUCUUCUUUGGUUGGUCUAUCCAACAGAAAGUCCUCACUUCUUGAUGCAUCAGGGACGGAAGAAUACGGCGACAGCUCUUCUGAAGGAGCUCUUAGGGAAAGAAGAUGUUUCUAGCGAAGUUCAAACAAUUGAAGUGGCUAUCUGCCAGCAGAAAGUACUGGAGGCGGAGAGUUUGUCGCUUAGGAAAGCUAUGACCUACCCAGCAUACCGGCAUGUGCUUCUGCUGGCGUUCUUUUUGUCUGCUUUCCAGCAGUUUACAGGCAUCAAUAUCCUCGUUGCUAACAGCAACAAGCUGUACACCUCAUUGAAUAUCGAUGCUUCGCUGGUCACGGCGUUGACUGUAGUUACAGGGCUUGUGAAUGUGCUGAUGACGGUGCCGGCCAUCUUCUUGAUGGAUAGAUUAGGGAGAAGAACUCUGCUUCUUGCAGGCUGCUUCGGCCAAGCUGCAUCGACAAUUGUCGCCCUCAUUGCCAAUCUGGUUGAUAGAAAUAACAGCGGAGUGCAGUGGCUGACAGUUGCAUGCAUUUAUUUGUUUGUUAUCUCCUUCGCGGUCGGGUAUGGUCCAGUUCUUUGGGUAUAUCUGCACGAGAUCUUCCCUCCUGAGAUCAAGCAGACUGGUGCUUCUUUGGCUUCUGCAAUUAAUGCAAUUGCCACGAUUAUUGUUGUAUUGCCAUCAGAUUUCGUCUUAACUUCUGAUAUGCGUGUGAUGUUGGGUAUAUGCGGCGGCACUUCGCUGGUGGCUUUCAUUGUCGCUAUGAUAUUUAUGAAGGAAACCGCCGGUCUUUCUAUUGAUGAAUCACCAUACUUCAAGGGAAAACGCAGAGUAAUGAGCAAAUAUUUCGACGUUACGGGUCUUAACAACCCAGGACAGCAGGUCCCUUCACUUGCGUCGGGACAUUUCUCUGUUACUCAGCUUGCACAUGCUGGCUCUGGCCAUGCAAAAGAACUUUCCGCUUGA
This is a messenger RNA of Eimeria acervulina, 1650 nucleotides long. Its product is annotated as facilitative glucose transporter, putative. Gene Ontology annotation, cellular component: membrane. The coding region runs from base 1 to 1650 and encodes 549 amino acids. The record is from RefSeq and is a predicted model, not a curated record. Lineage: Eukaryota; Apicomplexa; Conoidasida; Eucoccidiorida; Eimeriidae. The transcript has a single exon. Gene Ontology annotation, biological process: monosaccharide transmembrane transport. Gene Ontology annotation, molecular function: hexose transmembrane transporter activity.